CGUCAAACGGAAAUCUGUAGCUCCAAUUCUUUCUAGAAUUCUGUAGCACUCUCCAGCCCGCUGUCUUCAGGGAGGUUCAUCUGAGUUUGUCUACAUCUAACACAGCAAUAAUCUCUUCUAAAGAAACAAAUACGUAUUUCUGCGCAGUGCGGCGAUUUUGCGGUCUGUCCUCGUUUCAAUCAAACUUGUUAGCUUCUCAUACCUCACGAACGUAGCCGAAGCCUAUUGUAAGCUAACGGUGUUAGCUUUGGGGUCUUGGUGUCAGGAUGUCCAGGAUAGAUUACAGCGUGUGGGACCACAUUGAGGUGUCGGACGAUGAGGAUGACACCCAUCCAAACAUCGACACACCCAGCCUCUUCAGAUGGAGACACCAGGCUCGUGUGGAGCGGAUGGAGGAAUUUCAGAAGAAAGGUGAAGAACUAAACAAGGGACUGUCCGAGUGCAGACGCAAGCUGGCAGACACACAGAAGAAAAUCAAGGAGCUGACCAUUUCAACGUCAGAGGACGCCAAAGCAGAGUUGAGCAAAGUUCAGGCUGAGGAGAAGAAACUGAAAAAAGAGGAACGGGAUUGGGAGAGAAAGGUGGGAGACUACCAACGGGAGGAGAAGAAGAUGCCAUGGAAUGUAGACACGCUCAGCAAGGAUGGGUUCAGCAAGAGUAUUGUUAAUGUCAAACCUGAAACUGAAGAGACCGAAGAAGAGAAGGAGCAAAAGCACAAAACAUUUGUGGAGAAAUAUGAGAAAGAGAUCAAACAUUUCGGCAUGUUGCGACGUUGGGAUGACAGCCAGAAGUACCUCUCUGACCAUCCUCAUCUGGUAUGCGAAGAGACUGCCAACUACCUGGUUAUCAUGUGCAUCGACCUUGAAGUUGAGGAGAAACACGCAUUGAUGGAGCAAGUGGCUCAUCAGACCAUCGUCAUGCAGUUCAUUCUGGAGCUUGCCAAAAGCCUCAAAGUUGACCCCCGUGGAUGCUUUCGCCAGUUUUUUGCAAAGAUUAAAACAGCAGAUCAGCAGUACCAGGAAGCUUUCAAUGAUGAGUUGGAGUCAUUCAAGGAACGCGUUCGGGGAAGGGCGAAGAUCCGGAUAGAAAAGGCUAUGAAGGAAUAUGAGGAAGAGGAACGACAGAAGCGCCUUGGACCUGGAGGGCUUGAUCCCGUUGACGUCUAUGAGUCACUUCCACCUGAGAUGCAGAAAUGCUUUGAUGAGAAGGACAUCCAAAUGCUGCAAGAGGUUAUUAGCAAAAUGGAUCCGACGGAGGCAAAGGCUCACAUGAAGAGGUGCAUAGACUCUGGGCUCUGGGUACCCAACGCCAAGGGAGACGACGGGGAAGAAAAAGGGGAAGAAAAAGGGGACGAAAAAGACGACGAGCCCACCUACGAAGAGAUCCAACACGAGAAGGAAGAAGCCAAAAAGGAAUGACCACAUUUGAAUUGUGAUUUGUUUUUGUUUUUUUGGCAGAUGUAAUUACCCCACUGUAUUUCAACUUCACUAUGUGUAUGUUUAGUUUGCCAACCAAUGACACAACUUUUCAAAAAUAUUUAGCUGACAUUUAAGGGAUUAGUGUUCACUUAACUCCACAGCAACAUUACGUCAACAACUGCUGCCUGGAAAAGAAACUGCCGCUUCUGUGUGUGUGUGUGUGUGUGUGUGUGUGUGUGUGUUAUUUGUUUGAAUCUCACUGAAGUUUUGUUCUUUGAGUUAUUCGUAUGUAUGCAGACAUGCCUGCCUGCUUUGUUUGUGUUGGUCGUGAUGAUUUUGUACUUUUCAAAUUCCAAUUUUUCUUUGACAUUUUUGGCUUGAGCAGCCAGUGUAUUAUUUUCCCAAAUUGCAUUUUCUACAAACGUACUAAUCUAAACGUUCACUCCUUGAGACUAGCGUUUGUGGUUGUUUUGAUUGUAUGGGUAAGCUCAGAGAGGUCAAACAUGUGAGUCAAAAGCAGAUGAGACCUGUAGUGGCGUUAACCCUGAUGACUUUGUUGUCACUUUUAGUACGUCACAAACAUGAAGACGAUGACUACAACAAUCACGACUUUAAAACACAAAACUUUUCAUUUCAGGCCUGACACUCACACUGGCUACACAUAUACUGUAACUAAUUUACAGCCUAACGAAAAGGAGUUAAAAGUUCCUCAGGUUUAGCAUUUCCUUAUGGGGUCAAUUGACAGAUCAUAUGUUCUAAUAGUGAAAUUCGCACAGUAGUGCAUGCCAGUUAGGCAUGUUUGGAAUCUACAUUCACUUUCUGUGCUGUCAUUUUGAAGGUGACUAGUACUUGGGCUUUUGCAUGAUGUCAGAACUUGUUUUACAAAUAAACUAAUUGCAAUGGCUUAUAAAAGGCAUUUUUUAACUUUCUUGGACAUUAAUAAAUGAAACUUCUCAAUGAACAAAAUUUACCCCAACAAAUAUUUAUUUUUCAUUGAAAGCCAAUUUUAAGCUUGGGCAAAAAUAACUCUAAUGAAUACAAAAUGCAUUUCUUAAAUGAUUUCAUUUAUUAAGGGAAAAAACUACCAGGCCCUGUGAAAGAGAAAUUGCCCGCUCUUAUUAAAUCAUGAGUUGAUUGGGAGUUUCAUUACUCCCUGACCUGUUGAAUCGAGAGCUCACUUAUAUAGAACCUGUCUGACAAACAGCAACACGUCAAACCACGAUGUAAAGAAACUUGAGAACAGAUAAGAAGAAGUCGUUGACGCCUAUCAAUCUGGAAAGGGUUACAAAACCAUUUCUAAGGCUUUAUAAAGAAGUGCAGGCCUCUCUUGUCUCAGCGAAGAUCAAAGUUUAUGAUAAAAAUGUUUUGGGGGGUUUUUUUCCAUAUUUUUUGGACUGAUUAAACAGAAGUCAAACUUC
Messenger RNA from Oreochromis aureus, 2836 nucleotides. RefSeq names its product cell division cycle 37, HSP90 cochaperone. Gene Ontology annotation, biological process: protein stabilization; protein folding. Gene Ontology annotation, cellular component: cytoplasm. The record is from RefSeq and is a predicted model, not a curated record. NCBI's taxonomy places the organism in Eukaryota, Metazoa, Chordata, Actinopteri, Cichliformes, Cichlidae. Bases 267 to 1418 code for a protein of 383 amino acids. Gene Ontology annotation, molecular function: heat shock protein binding; protein kinase binding; protein-folding chaperone binding. The transcript has 8 exons.